CAUAAACACGUCAACUGUGCAAGUAAAACACAACCGCUGCCCAGACCGCUGCCCUGGUCGAAACGGCCAUGCCGACACGCAAGCCGCAGGAGCCGCGCAAGGCGAUACCGGCGCCCCAGCCGGUGGCGCCACCGGAGACCCCACGCGUUCACAAGAAGGCUGGCAAGAGAAUAGUCCUCGCCGUUCUCAAGUUGCGUCGACACCUUCAGCACAAGUUCAAGAAGCUCGUCACAGAGGGCAGGCCCACAGUGCCUGCCCCUGCCCCGGCCAUACCGCCCCUUCCCCCACCCGAGGCCCUUGAAGACAGGAUUUCCCACUUGACGUUGAAGGUGGAGGAGGUCACGGCGGCGGCGCGCGAGCUGACCGCCCAGGUGCUGGCGCGCGGCGAGAACCUGGAGGUCCUGUGCGAGAAGGCGGAGCAGCUGCUGCAGGCGUCCCAGGACUUUGGAAAGCGCUGCAAGCGGCUCAAGGGGAUGCCCUGGUGGGCCCGCCUGGCGACGGCUGGCGCCGUCACCGUUGCGGCGGUCGUGUGCGCGGUGUGGGGCGUCCGCCGCGGCGCGCCGCCGUUCGGCCGCGUCUCGCCACCAGGCGGCCGCGUCUUCUUCACUCGCAGCCGGCGCUACGACCGAAUGCACUUCUGGCCUGCGGGCCGUCUAAUGGAGAAGCAGUAACAUGUUAACAUAUAAAAUCGGAGGAAGCGGCGCAACAUGCGCCGCUGGGGUAAUAUACAUAGCACGGUAUUCAUGGAUGGUUGUGGAAGGCGGCCUGACAGGUAGGGCCCCGCCCGCUGUAUGGACGUGUGAUGGCAGUGGCAUGCUAAACGCUACCCAGUGUGCAAUGGGAGCCAAGCAAAGAGCAUACGUUGCAGCAUGGUACGCUUUGACGAUGUGUUGCGAAGAAAACCAUGAACCAGGGGGGCUCCUCUGGCAAAAUAAUUGGAGCAGGUUGUUGUGCGGAGGCGUGCUCGCGCGGUCGCGCCCCUGCCUGAGCGCCAGCACAUUUUCUGGCCGCACGCCUGAGCGCUUCCCUUAUUCUUUAUGACAAUAAUGCUGGGGCGCGUGCCCACUGCGCGUGCCUUUGCACGUCAUUCUUUUGUUUGAUGCACGCCUGCACGUAGUGUUUUCGACUCGAACUUGUGCUUAGGUCAAGAGCCGGUGCGGUUGGCGGGCGGUGCCUGUACAAACCGACCCCGGCUAUGUCCGGGAGAUGAGGCUAGUAUCGGAACCUUCGGCCUCAGACGGAGGACGUGGCGUGGCGGCACAGCCCACUUUUCCCUUGCAAGGGAGAGCCACCUUUUCUUGUCGACUCGAACAGUGGUACGGUAUUCACGUGACGGGCCGGCUGGUGAGACGAGGAUGACAUGAGAGAGAGUGCAUUGGCGAAAUAACUCUGAUUGGGUUCGCUCAUGAGGUCGGACACUUGGACCCGAGCUGGCCUGGUCACCUGCUGUCAGACUGGCGAGCCAACCGCCAGGCAGGUCACCUGCGGCCCCUGCUGCCAUUCAGUUCAUAUACAUACUACGCCUUAUGCUCUGGUCUGCGCUUGCACUACUUUUGUAGAGCGCGUCAAUACUAAUGGCAAAUAUGUUGCGCACGCGUGCAUGGUGGUGAUGGAGCCAUGUCUUGAUGUUGCUGCGCAACAAAGGGAGAGCGUGUGGGCGUGGGCUGCAGAUUUGCAUGACUUGCCAUACAUCUGAGAAGAGAGUGCAUUAUCGAAGAUGCUUUAAGGCUAACAAUGCGAAGCCGAGGAAGCCAAUGCAUUGUUGUUAAGAUGAGUUUUGGACACUCGGACUUCGCUCGGGACCUUGCGGAACAGGGCACAUGAUAGCCCCUGCUGCAAAGGGUAGGUGCCAAGAGAUUGGUAUUGAACACGUGCGUGGUGGAUUGUUGGUGGAGGUACGUCAGCUGAUGGGGAAUCUUACUGUGUGCUGCGUAGCGGCCCUUGGACCUUGGU
This is a messenger RNA of Chlamydomonas reinhardtii, 1953 nucleotides long. RefSeq lists its product as uncharacterized. Bases 69 to 671 code for a protein of 200 amino acids. Gene Ontology annotation, biological process: vesicle fusion. Gene Ontology annotation, molecular function: SNAP receptor activity; syntaxin binding. The transcript has 4 exons. Gene Ontology annotation, cellular component: SNARE complex; plasma membrane. The record is from RefSeq and is a predicted model, not a curated record. Lineage: Eukaryota; Viridiplantae; Chlorophyta; Chlorophyceae; Chlamydomonadales; Chlamydomonadaceae.